Messenger RNA from Moneuplotes crassus, 1216 nucleotides. The record is from the annotation of a GenBank genome assembly. Lineage: Eukaryota; Ciliophora; Spirotrichea; Euplotida; Euplotidae.
AUGGAGAUCAAAGGUUAUUCGGACCUCUGGAAAGCCAUCAUCAGGCCUCCCAGAAAUGAUGAUUACGAUGAUGCUGAACUCGGCCCGCCUGAGUUCCAAAUCAAAGGAAGGCGUUUCAAGCGGACUGAUGUCGACCUUGUCAACGACAGAGAACUGACGAUCAAGUGCACCCACUAUGAGCCCAUCGACAGCCAGCGGCCGUGCAAAGAACUCCCUUGUGUGCUCUACUUGCAUGGAAACGCUUCCAGUCGGACCGAGGCCAUGCCGGCAGUGAAGCUGCUGCUGCCAGAAGACAUCACAGUGUUUACCCUGGACUUCGCAGGCUCUGGCAAAAGCGACGGGGAGUACAUUUCGCUCGGCUGGUACGAACGAGACGAUGUGGCCACUGCUGUUGAGUAUCUCAGGGACCUUGGGACUGUAGCUACGAUCGGGCUGUGGGGCCGAUCAAUGGGAGCAGUGACAGCUUUGUUGCAUAGCGACCGAGACCCGUCGAUUGCAGGGAUUGUGUGUGACUCAGCGUUCAGCGACCUUAAAUAAACUGUCAAGUCAGCUUGCUAAAAAGUACACAAAAAUGCCAGGAUUCGUUGUUUCAAUGGGAACUAAAUUCAUCGCAAAAUCUGUAAAAGAUAGGGCAAAAUUCCAACUAGCUAAAGUGAAACCAAUAGAUCAUAUAGAUAAAGCCUUUGUCCCGAUUCUUUUCGGUCAUGCUAAAGAAGAUGACUUUAUCCUUCCUUCUCAUUCUGAAGAGCUCCAUGAGAAAUAUGCUGGUGAUAAGAAUUAUAUUUCCUUUGAAGGGGAUCAUAACUCAACAAGGCCUGCAUUCUUUGACGAUUCUGUCGUUAUUUUCUUUAUUAAUUCUUUACAAGUCCACAAUAUUGUCCCACAAGAUAAGAAACAUUUUGAUGCACCUCCUAGUUCAGUCCCAGAUUUCGAUGUCUCUGAUGGUUUUGCAUUUGAUGAUGAUAUGGACCAAUACUAUAAUGGAGGAUUUGGCCAAGAUAUUUCGGAAGAAGAUAUGAUCAAAAUGGCAAUGGAAGAGUCUCUCAAAUCAGCAGGAAUGGAGUCUCAUCCAGACCCAUCAGCCCCAGAGGAAGCAAAACAACCAGAACAGACAGAAGAUGAAUUCUUAGCAGAUGUAUUCGGUCUGAAUGACGGUGAUAAAUAAACCUACUCUGUUGGAAAUUAUCGAUCAGGUUUAAAUCCCUUUCCUAUUUGU